Anolis sagrei ordinatus is the source of this 3367-nucleotide messenger RNA. Lineage: Eukaryota; Metazoa; Chordata; Lepidosauria; Squamata; Anolidae. The record is from RefSeq and is a predicted model, not a curated record.
ACCCGGGUGCCCCUCUGCCUCCAUGGCGGCUUGCAACAGCAACAACAACAACGGGACGGCGAGGACGCCUUCUCCGCAGGAGGCCUCCAAUGGCUUCUCCCAGCCCGGCGCCUCGGGGACUUGGCACAAAGCGGAAGAGGAGGUGCGGCUGGCAGAGCCCGGCCUGGUGAAGAAGGCCCACCGGGAGAUCCUGGACCACGAGCGCAAGCGGCGGGUGGAGCUGAAAUGCAUGGAACUCCAGGAGAUGAUGGAGGAACAAGGGUAUUCGGAAGAGGAGAUCCGGCAGAAGGUUGGGACCUUCCGGCAAAUGCUGAUGGAGAAGGAAGGGGUGCUCACCCGCGAAGACCAGCACGGGCGCCAGAUAAUGAUAGAAAACCAUCACGCAGAGGAUGGAGAAGGGUAUGCGAGAGAGUACGCCGAAUACGGGGAAGGCUGCCCGCUCCAGUGGGACUGUACAAGCGACUGUUACCAAGAUGACAGCAGUCAUCGAGAAUACAGGCUGAAGAGGCGAUCCAGUAGCUCCACCUCUCCCCCUCCGAAAAAGAAGAAGAAGAAGAAAUCGGGUCAUCGCCGGAGCCGCAAGAAACGGAAGCCGGGAUCAGAACGCAGUGGAGAUAGCUCUUCCUCGGUCCGGAAGGAAAAGAAGAAAAAGACAGGGAAAAAACACCGGAGGGAGAGGUCUACAUCUGGAUCCCGGAAGAAGAGGAGACACAGGUCCAGGAGUCCCAAGAGCAAACGGAAAGAGAAAAACAAAGACCGGAAAAGGUCCCACAGCGAGUCUUCGACCCGGCGGUCCCACCGACGCAGCAGCUGCAGCUCACGCAGCACCUCUCUCUCUUCCAACUACAGCAACUGCAAGUCAACCAGCAGAUUGAGCCCUGGCUACAGAGAGGGAGGGAUGAAGGCCACCAGCCCCCGGUCCAGCCGUAGCCCGUCCUCGUCCUGCACCGGCCACAGCCGAUCGGCCACCCCGCACCAGAACGGGCACAAGGGCGGUGCUCAGAACGGACGCCACAGCCACGGGGCCCUUGCGGAGAGAAAACAGGAGAAAUUGGGUUCCAUCUCACCCCACUCGGGAAGGGCCCACCUCAAGCCAGACGUCCCCUCGCCUCACUCCAAAGGGGCCAAACACAGGCCCAAAACCGCGCGGCGGUCCGUGUCUCCCGGACGGAGCUCCGCCACAGAGAAGCGCUUCCGCCGGCGCCGGGCUCGGUCUGCCUCGGCCCACAAGCACAAGGGACACGACCGGGCCAAGGGCUUAUCACCCCGUUCCUUCACGGGGUACAGCAGUGACUCAGAGGGCUCCGCCUGCUCACAUCCCACCGGGACAGAAAAGAACCACGGGGUGCAUCUGAAAACAGUGAAAGAGAAGCACCAGCGGGGAAGGCCCCACAGCAGUUCUCCGGCCCCGGCCCCCAAACACUCCUCCCGACACAAUGCGGAGCGGAGGAAGAGCCUGUCGCGGAGCAGCUCCUGGAGCUCAAGCCGCUCCCUCUCCAAGUCCCGGUCCCGGUCCCGAGAGAAACGAUCGGCGCGCAGCAGGACGCGGUCGGGAUCGCAGAAGAAGAUAACCGGCAGCAGAGAGAAAGAUCCGGAGCCACGGACACGGCACAGCGAUACAGAGCCCAGCCGCGCCCGGCGUCGUUCGCGGAGCUACUCUCCGAUCCGGAAACGACGGCGCGACUCUCCCAGCUUCAUGGAGCCCAGAAGAAUCACCAGUGCCCGCAAGCGCCCGAUCCCGUACUACCGGCCCAGCCCCUCCUCUUCCAGCUCGCUGACCAGCUACUCCUACAGCAGGAGCCGGAGCCGCAGCUACGACAGCUACAGCAGCAGCCGCAGCCGGACUCGAACCCCGAGCCGCAGCCCGAGCUACAACAGCCGGAGCAGCUCCGAGAGCGCCGGGUUUUGACAGGCGGCCACUCGUCCUCCGGCCCGCAACGGCGCCCUCCCGACCCUGUCGCCACCAGCAUCCAGGCAUGGCCGACUCCUCAGCUCCGCAACCAGUGCUGGGUUGGACUCUUGACUGUUGCCUAAGUAGACGACCUCUUCGUUGUUCCAGAGACACCAGAUACAUUCCCCUGGGUAGCCGGUCAAACCGUUAUCUUUGGGACCUCGUCAUUGGUAGGGAAAUAAACCGGGGGAAAGAAAACACAAAGCGUAACUUUGGAAGCGGACAUGACGGCUGGGUCUGGAUUCCAGCUUUUUCCUCGCAGAUGGCUCCGAUAGACCUGGCAGAGUCCCGUCCUCUCGUUUCUCCUCCUCUGUCUCUUCCUCCUCCUCCUCUAUUCCUUCUUCUUCUUUCUUGCUUUCUUCUCUGCUUUGUACAAGGUUGAAAACUCAUUUCUACCAACGACAAAAGUAGGGAAGGGUGAAGUACGGGAUGAAGAAAUCUUUUGCCUUCCGAACAAAUGGACGAAACUCGACUCCGCUCGCUAAGUUAGGAAAACGGGAGAGGAGAAAGGGAGAAAGAGGAGGUUACUUGUUUGUUUACUUAUUUAUAUAUUUAUUUAUUUAUGUAUUUAUUUAUUUAUGUUCCUCUUUUCCCCCCCCCUUCUCUGUUUCCUUUUCCUCCCCAAACAAACGUAGCUCACAGAACUCUACUUUCAGCUUCAGAGGAGGCUGACCGACCAUGUUUAUCGUCAUUGUUUUGAUCUAUCGACUGGGUUUGUUUUGAUAUAUAUCCUCCCCCCGGAUGAUUGUACUUAAACUUAUUUUCAGGGCUGGGGGUGGGGGUGGGGUGUCUGGAAAGAAGGGGAAGAACAUUCUGGAAAGAUACGGUUCAGAGCGGAGACAAUUGGGGGGGAAAUCCAAGAAGGUUGGAGGAGGAGGAGGAAGAGAAGAAGAACGUGCAAAUAGGGACAUUGCGAUCUAGGAGGAACCCACAAAGCAUCUCUGGAACCGUAUUGCUGACAGAAACCUGUUCACUCUGGAAAUAUGGACUCCGGUGAAAGCCGUACCGUCUCAAGUGACUUUGGAGAACUUUGUGGAAUUCGGGGAAAGCUUUCGCCAGUCGGGCGAGAAGAUCCGAAGCAACGUUGGAUGCCCAAAAGUAUCCCAUUCCUGCAAGGCUUCAAAACGAGCCAAGAGUGGGAUGUAGCAGCUCGAAAGGCUGCAUCUGUCGGGGUCUAGUGUCCAAAUGGAGGAAAGUAAUAUAGCCAUGGCUUGAGAUAUAUGACUGAAGACGAGCCAAGAUUGGGAUGCAGCAGCUCAGAAGGCCCAUGCGAUUCCAGGCUGCAUCCUUUGGAGUCUAAAUGGAGGAAAGUAAUAUUGUCGAAGGCUUUCGUGGCCAGAAUCACUGGUUUGUUGUGUGUUUUCAGGGCUGUAUGGCCUUGUUCCAGAAGCAUUCUCUCCUGAUGUUUCACUGCAU